Spodoptera litura is the source of this 788-nucleotide messenger RNA. It is a transcript of the gene APC10, whose product is annotated as anaphase-promoting complex subunit 10. NCBI's taxonomy places the organism in Eukaryota, Metazoa, Arthropoda, Insecta, Lepidoptera, Noctuidae. Gene Ontology annotation, cellular component: anaphase-promoting complex. The record is from RefSeq and is a predicted model, not a curated record. Gene Ontology annotation, biological process: protein K11-linked ubiquitination; anaphase-promoting complex-dependent catabolic process.
GUCAACACAUAAUAAACAAUGUCGAUUUCGCUUGUUCAACAAAAUACGCUUUAACGGUUUUAAUAUUUUACUUAUAUUCUCUUUUUAUCAAGAAAAGCGAUAUUAACAUUAAGGAAUUAACUAAUCAACAUCAGCGAGACAAUGUCUUCUGAAAAAGACCCAUUAGUUAGCGAAAGAUCGGGAACCGUUCGAGAAGUUGGAAAUCACGCAAUUUGGAGUUUGUCGUCUUGUAAGCCAGGGUUUGGUAUAGAUCAGUUAAGAGAUGACUGCAUGGAUACAUACUGGCAAUCUGACGGGCAACUUCCUCACUUAGUGAACAUUCAGUUUCAAAGGAAAACAAUGGUGUCCCACAUCUACAUAUACACAGAUUACAAGCUCGAUGAAAGUUACACACCCAGCCGGAUAUCGAUUCGAGCUGGAACACAUUUCAAUGAUUUACAAGAAAUUGAAGUGAUUGAACUGAUUGAACCUAGUGGUUGGGAAAUGAUACCAAUCAAGGAUAUUCAUGACAGGCCAAUCAGAACCUACAUGAUCCAAAUAGCAGUACUCAGCAACCAUCAAAAUGGAAGAGAUACACAUAUGCGCCAAAUCAAAAUUCAUUCACCCUGUGAACCAACAUCAUUUGAUAUUAACAAGUUCAGAAAUUUCUCUACAGUACAGUUCCAACAAUAUGCUACUAUACGUUAGGAGUUUCUAUACUCUAAUAUUAUUUUAUAAAAACAUUUGAUUAAGAUAUUAUAUUGUAAUUUUUUUUUCUUAAUAUAUCAGCUGACUCAUGUGUUUUAAUG